UAGAGCUCGUUGGUGGGGGCGUCGGAGGCGGCGUGGGGGAGAGGGGAUCUAGAUCUUCUCGGAGGGAGGUUUUCAGUCCGCGGGUGGGGUUUCGACCGGAGGAGGUGGUUUGAGGUCCGGUGUAUUCGAUUCUCUCAGCGCAUUUGAUCCUUCCUUCUUUUUGCAUCUGAUACAGAGGAGAGAAAAGACUAGAAAUGGACCACGAGCGAAUGCCAAGUUUUGAAGCCUCCUCUUCGACUGAAGAUAUUAAUUCCAACCCGCUGUUCACCCAAUUUGAUUCGAAAAUUCUAAGCUAUGGCGCGGGAAGUGAACAGUCUUUCCCUGAGUACCCCCAGAAUUUGGAUUCCUCAUCCAUUUGGUCUUCUCAUACUGGGAAAGUAGUUAAACCACCAGAUCAAGCUGCUCCAUUUGCUAACAACCAAGCAAAUCCAGCAGUGGAUUGGGAUCCAAGGUCAAUGCUUAGCAAACUCAUCUUCAUUGACCAAAAGAUUCACCAAGUUCAGGAUAUAAUCCGUUCGACUAUUGAUGUUGAAGGUCAAUUCUCUAUCCGACCAAAUGACCUCACAGUGAAGCAGCAGCUCGUGACCACAGAUUUGGCUUACAUCAUAUCUCAGUUGAUCUCAACAACUGGUUACCUUCUUCCGUCGAUCAAUAACACACUUAUGUCAAAUAUUCCUCCAGUUGCCCAGAUGACUGGUACUAUUGGUUCCACCUCUAGCUUAGCUCUGAAUGGUAUUUUACAACAAAACAAGGACUUCCCCUGGAAAACAAGCAAGGCUAUGCAACACAGAGACUUGAUCAAGAGUUUGACUCAUACCGGGGAUGAAGGAAUCAAGCCAGUUCCUAUCAAUCACCAUGAUGCGAAGGACCACAAAGAUAGUGAGAAUGGAGAAGAUCUUCCCCCAAGCUCAUAUGAAGUCUUGGAACCAAAAAAAGAGGAAAUUUUAGCUCCGCACACCCACUUCUGUUCAAUCUGUAGGAAGGGAUUUAAAAGGUCUGCGAAUCUAAGGAUGCAUAUGAGAGGCCAUGGAGAUGAGUACAAGAGCCCGGCUGCCCUUGCCAAGCCAAGCAAUGAAGCAAGCUCAGAAUCUAUGGCCCUAAAGAGGUAUUCAUGCCCCUUUAUUGGUUGCAAGAGGAACAAAGAGCAUGAGAAAUUCCAACCUCUGAAGACAAUUUUAUGUGUGAAGAACCAUUACAAGAGGAGCCACUGCGACAAGAGUUAUACAUGCAGCCGAUGCAACACUAAGAAGUUCUCUGUUCUUGCAGACUUGAAGACUCAUGAGAAGCACUGUGGACGUCAUAGGUGGCUCUGCUCUUGUGGAACAACAUUUUCUAGGAAGGACAAGCUGUUGGGGCAUUUCAAUCUCUUCCCAGGCCACAGCCCUGCAAUAUCCAUGGGCGAUGUCAAAGCUUCAGGAGUGGCAGAUCAAGGAAGGAGCAAUGAAACAAUGACUGAAAUGGGAAGUUUGGGAUCUGACUUCCUAGGAAACGCCAUGGAUGAUGUCGAUGAUCUAGACCUCGAGGAUGCUGAUGAUGAUCCCGGCUCUUUCUCCCCAUUAAACUUUGGUUCAUUUAACUUUGGUGGACUAGAUGAUAUUCCACAACAAUCAUUUGAUGCCUCAGAAAGUUUGUUUUCCUAUUUUCCUUCGGGGUCUUGCAACGGUGUCCAAAUGAAUGGAGAUAACUCGAAUUUGAAUCACCUAGGCUAAUGGCGAUGGCUAGAAAGCAUCUGAUAGCUCAGCAGCAUGUCUUCAGUUCUGUACAUGCUCUCCCUAGCUCUCUCUGGUGAUUUGCAUUUGGUGGUAGGGGAACUUUUGUAACUCAGCCAUGUAAUGUUUAAUUAGUGCUUCGUUGUACAUGAUUUAUUUUAUGUUUAUUGCUAAUAAUUCAUUCAUGAUGUUAAUGGCAUGCUUUUAAUUCGCAUGCAUGGCUGCAGUUUAACAGUUCAGAGUAUAGACUCUUGAGAGAUCA
Messenger RNA from Phoenix dactylifera (date palm), 1971 nucleotides. RefSeq names its product zinc finger protein STOP1 homolog. The record is from RefSeq and is a predicted model, not a curated record. Gene Ontology annotation, biological process: response to acidic pH; response to aluminum ion. Lineage: Eukaryota; Viridiplantae; Streptophyta; Magnoliopsida; Arecales; Arecaceae.